AUGAAACUAACAUCGUGUCUGGAGCGAGCCUUGGGUGAUGUUUUCUUACUAAUUGGUAAGGACUGUCCAUUCCUUUUAAGAGAUUUGCUUGCAUCUCAGGAGCUUGCUGCAGUCUUUGGACAAUCUGUAAUGAAUGUGCUAAGAGUAUUCAUUGGGUCUCCAUAUGGUCUAAAUCUCCGUAACAUUUUGUGGCAUGGAUUUGCUUCCCCUCAAGAAAUUCCUGCAAAAUAUUGCUCUAUGCUGCUUAUUUUAACUGCAGGAUUGGGCCAGUUGCUAAAGAUAUACCUAUUGCAAACUGAAACCAUUUUAGUACAUCGACCUUAUAUAGCUUUCACUAACUUAAAGGAGUUGGACAUUUUUCCAGAUCUUAAUCAUGAAGCACUUUCCUUAACUGAGGAACUAGCAAAGAUAUCCAGUUUUGUAUUAAAAACAAUGUUACCAUUUUGGGUUGCUGCACUAACAGCUUUCAGGCAACACAGGUAUGCUGACUGUGUUAUACUGUUACUCCCUCAGCUGGAAACUGGACUUAGGUUACUCUUCACCACAGUUAAUAAGUGUCCAAAUAGACUGCUAACUGCUGAGUCAUCUUCUCUUUAUACCACUUUUGAUGAGAUGCUAACACAACAGCUGAAUGACAAAGAGAUCAAUCAGCUUCCUCUAAUUCUUGGAGAGCCUUCAAUGGAAUUCCUUUGGGAUUUCUUGAACCAUCAAGAGGGUCCACGUGUAAGAGAUCAUUUAAGCCAUGGAGAGAUCAACUUAAAUGAGUUUCCAAGAGAAAUAGCCAAUCAGAUACUUGCAUUUUCAGUUACACUUUUAUGCAGAUUUUCAGAAGUGGAGGAGCUCACAGCUUUUAAGGAGCACACAGCCAUUAAACCACUGAUCAGCUGUGCAAGUUGCUACCGUUCUCAGUUUCAUCCAAUUGCCCGACUUAAGAAACAGGUGCUGAAGUGUAUGAAGAGCAUUAGUUCAUGGCCUGAGCUUCCUAUUGUGCCUGAAGAGCAAAUUCAAGAAAUUCCAGGGUUGGAAAGAAGUGCAGAAACUAGUCCUUGUAUUUCUAUGACUACAGAAAUCCUCUCUCAGUUGCAACACCAUUUGCCCCAGAAUUGCUACAUUUUAGAUGAUCUAAUGAAUAAUCUUUUAAGUGAGAAGCUACUGGUUGAACUCUGUAGUACGCACAUUUGUACCCUGUACUGCCCACGUUCUGUACUGGAAAUAUUGGUUGUGUUCCGUAAGAUAAGCACACAGUGCCAUCAAGUGUCAGAUCAAGUUAUUGCCAGCACUGAAAUGAGAUACACACAGUGGAUAAACAAGAUACUGCGUUCGCGACAGAGGCAUAACUAUCUACGAAUGUUACACAGCAUUAAAUUUCUGUCUCCUGUGUUACGGCUGAUUUUAAUGUUGAUUAUUCUGGAACUAAUCAACAUCCAUACUGUUUGUGAGAAGAAUCCUUGUGAUUAUCAGCAGUAUAUAAAGUUUCUAAAGUCAAUCUUGCAGUAUACUGAGAACUUGGUGACAUACACAAGCCCAGAGAAAAACAAAUGGGAUGAAUCCAUGGAGCUUACGCACAAAGCUUUGAUAAAAAUUAGGACUUUCAGCGAGAGAAAGCUAACAUUAAUGCAGCUAGCGACACAAGUGAAGCUAUCUUGAAAACACUUGG
Molecule: messenger RNA, 1657 nt
Organism: Emys orbicularis (European pond turtle)
Lineage: Eukaryota; Metazoa; Chordata; Testudines; Emydidae
Gene: ERMARD
Product: ER membrane associated RNA degradation
Exons: 15
Coding region: 1-1647 (548 amino acids)
Source: RefSeq, a predicted model, not a curated record